This is a messenger RNA of Chiloscyllium plagiosum (whitespotted bambooshark), 1366 nucleotides long. NCBI's taxonomy places the organism in Eukaryota, Metazoa, Chordata, Chondrichthyes, Orectolobiformes, Hemiscylliidae. The record is from RefSeq and is a predicted model, not a curated record.
GAUAUCUGGUCAGCAUGGAUGAGUUUCUCCGAAGGGUCUGUUUCCACGCUGUUUUUCUCUAUACCUCCACAUCUGGUUUAAAAUUUGAACAAAACUAGGCAUUUAAUUGUGACUCUGCAUGAAUGACUGCAAGUCUUCUACCACUCAGACUUCAUUUGACUCCCGAUCAACGUGCUAGAGCAGUAUUAAUCUCGGUUUUCCCCUUGAAUCAGUAUUCUUGCGUAGUGUCUGAUAAGUGCCAGAUGCAUAAAGUGCCUGUUUCCAGCAAUACUCAGGUUUUGAGCUCGCAGACAACUAUUUGGAGAGGCACUUACUGUAACCUGUAGUGUUGCAUACCCAGAGCUGGGAAGUGAGGUGAAACCAGAUACCUCUGUUUGGCAUCAUGGACAGUAUAUGCUGCAUGUUCCCCUAAGUCAGCUUUUCCAUGUCUCUGUCAUCUCAAAUCAUAAUUGUUGCAAGCUUUUCUUCCACAACCAGCCAGUUCAACAACAAGACUGAUGAGCGAGUCUGGGACUUUGCCUGUAAGGCCACCUUCAGAGGGAUCAUCAACUGCAGUUGGACCGAUUAUGUCAACAAUUUCGAUGAAGGCAUCAACUUCUCCUGCCCUUCCGAGUCACUGAUUUGUGGGGUGGAAAAUCUCCAACUUCCUAAACACAAGGAUCGGAAGUGGAAGUUCUACUGCUGCGGCAAGUACACAGUGUGCUAUGCCAACUGUGCAUGGACUGACUAUGUGAAUGAGUCCAAAGAGUACUUCAGCUGGCUCGUCCCAAAGGGUUUUUAUCUGGUGGGCGCUGUACGUUACCAUGACAGUAAUAGCAAGUAUGUAAUACUCCCUCCCCCUCGUUGCAAUUCUUUUGACUCAACUGUACACAUUCACCUCCCCUCUAUCCUUCCAAAUGCGCCCAAUCUUUCUUUUCUUCCCACCCAUCACUAUACAAUACUCUCACACUGGACAUGGGCAAGCUAUUCAACUGUGGGCUCCAUUAUGAUGUGACCCGAAUCUGCUCUCUCUGCUCUUUGUACCUUAUUGUUAUGAUGUGCUAUGGUUAUGGAGACAGAACCGAAUUAGCCUUUGUAUCUGCAUAUUCACAAUACAAUAAAAUUAAAACCUUAAAAGACCCUCAAAAUUGACCCCAAUCCGUCCUAAUCAGAUCUUUUUUGAAUACCAAUCUCAGACUUGGUGAAUAAUCAAUUCUUGACACCAGUUUGUAUCUUAAAUAAAAGAAUUAGGAAUUUAUUCACAAUAUGCCAACUUUCGUCAAGCAAGAUUGAGCAUGAAAUAAUUGAGUUGAAAACCUUGUGUAUUCAGUGCCAUUCAUGGAAUAAAGAAUGAAUACAGUUAAGGGCUAAACAAUAAUAAAAUAAA